This is a messenger RNA of Cyphellophora attinorum, 1533 nucleotides long. RefSeq names its product Glucose-6-phosphate 1-dehydrogenase. The record is from RefSeq and is a predicted model, not a curated record. The transcript is spliced from 4 exons. NCBI's taxonomy places the organism in Eukaryota, Fungi, Ascomycota, Eurotiomycetes, Chaetothyriales, Cyphellophoraceae. Gene Ontology annotation, molecular function: NADP binding; glucose-6-phosphate dehydrogenase activity. Gene Ontology annotation, biological process: pentose-phosphate shunt, oxidative branch; glucose metabolic process. Gene Ontology annotation, cellular component: cytosol. The coding region runs from base 1 to 1533 and encodes 510 amino acids.
AUGGCGGACACUAUCAUAACUCCAGAAGAACCGCAGACAGCAGGCACAAUAGAGUUGAAGGAGAACACUGUGAUCAUUGUUCUGGGUGCCUCUGGUGAUCUCGCAAAGAAGAAGACGUUCCCAGCCCUCUUUGGUCUUUUCCGCAAUAAGUUCCUGCCGAAAGACAUAAAGAUCAUUGGAUAUGCUCGAACAAAGAUGGACCACACCGAGUACCUCAAGAGAGUGCGCUCAUACAUCAAGACUCCCACAAAAGAGGUCGAGGAACAGCUCGAUAUGUUCUGUGACGUCUGCACAUACGUCGCAGGUCAGUACGAUCAAGACGAGCCGUUCCAGCAACUCGAUAAGCACAUUAGCGAAAUUGAGAAGGGCCGAAAGGAGACCAACAGAGUGUUCUACAUGGCUCUGCCUCCGUCGGUCUUCAUCACAGUAUCACAACACUUGAAGCGCAACUGCUAUUCCAAGCAGGGCAUCAACCGCAUAAUCAUCGAGAAGCCCUUCGGCAAAGAUCUGGGUUCUGCUCGUGAGCUGCAGAAGGCAUUGGCACCAGACUGGAAGGAGGAGGAAAUCUUCCGAAUCGACCACUACCUUGGCAAGGAGAUGGUCAAGAAUCUGCUCAUCAUUCGCUUCGGCAACGAGUUUCUCGGCAGCAACUGGAACCGUAAUCAUAUCGAUUCAGUCCAGAUUACCUUCAAGGAGCCCUUUGGAACCGAAGGUCGUGGUGGCUACUUCGAUGAGUUCGGCAUCAUUCGUGAUGUUAUGCAGAACCAUCUCCUCCAGGUCCUUACCCUGUUGGCUAUGGAGCGGCCUAUCUCGUUCUCGUCUGAAGACAUCCGCGACGAGAAGGUCCGUGUGCUGCGCUGCAUGCCUGCGAUCGAGCCCAAGAACGUGAUCAUCGGCCAGUACGGCAAGAGUCUUGAUGGCACCAAGCCCGCCUACAAGGAAGAUGACACCGUUCCCAAAGAGUCUCGGUGUCCCACUUUCUGCGCAAUGGUCGCUUUCAUCAAGAACGAACGAUGGGAUGGUGUGCCUUUCAUCAUGAAGGCUGGCAAGGCGCUUAACGAGCAGAAAACCGAGAUCAGAAUACAGUUCAAGGAUGUCACGAGUGGUAUCUUCAAAGACAUUCCUCGCAACGAACUGGUCAUCCGCAUCCAACCCAACGAAUCGGUCUACCUCAAGAUGAACUCCAAGCUACCCGGUCUGUCCAUGCAGACUGUCGUCACCGAACUCGAUCUCACUUACCGCCGCCGCUUCUCCGACCUCAAGAUUCCCGAAGCAUACGAGUCACUUGUCCUCGACGCCAUGAAGGGCGAUCACAGCAACUUCGUUAGAGAUGACGAGCUGGAUGCCUCAUGGAGAAUCUUCACCCCUCUGCUUCAUUACCUCGACCAGAAGAAGGACAUCGUUCCCAUGGAGUACCCCUAUGGCUCGCGUGGUCCUGCUGUCCUCGAUGACUUCACUGCUUCUUACGGAUACAAGUUCAGCGAUGCCGCAGGCUACAGCUGGAACAGUGGCUCCAACAACCAGAAGCUGUAG